This is a messenger RNA of Ostrinia furnacalis (Asian corn borer), 544 nucleotides long. RefSeq lists its product as uncharacterized. Bases 238 to 540 code for a protein of 100 amino acids. The transcript is spliced from 7 exons. The record is from RefSeq and is a predicted model, not a curated record. NCBI's taxonomy places the organism in Eukaryota, Metazoa, Arthropoda, Insecta, Lepidoptera, Crambidae.
GAGAAACACGACGUACAAUAUGGACCAGAGAAGAAUGCAGGAGACCCUGCCGAUGUGUUUGCCUCCAACCCGCACUACAGAUAUCCUGAAUAUUACACCGACUUCAGCAGGAGAUUUGUCCCCGUAUAUCCUUAUACGGAAAAAAAGCCUUCGAAAACUAACGGGGAAUCUCAGGAAAAUAGGAAUCGGGAAAUAAUUCCAAUAAAAUCAUCUCCCGAAAAAGUGAUCCAAGUGGCGAUGCAGUCAGCUUUAGAGGCUGCCUUAAACCCACCCAAUGACACUGAGUCAGUCAAGAAAGAGGACAUGCUGAGGAGCGGUGAUUAUUGGAAUUCAGUGUGGGUUGAAGAAGUAAAUCCCAAAAAUGUGUUGAGAACAUACCAAAAUAAACAUUCGAACCAGGAUAAGAAAUACAGAUCUUCUGUUCCAAAGCUGGGAUCCGUACGAGCGAAAAUAAUGCCGGGUUCCAAACUUUACCAGCUAGUGUCAGUUCUGCGGCAGUUCUCGCCGCGGUUACUCUACGUGAUCAAUACUAACAAAUAAAUAC